AUGGCACCUUCAGAAAGUGCACAGGGUGACACAAUGCCCUCCGAAAAAGAUGGGCUUGAUAAGAAAGUCACAAACGGCGAGCAGAAAGUAGCCUCAAUGGCUGAGCACAUACCAGGAACAAACGGCACGGGCAAAGCAGCCAAGGGAUCAGAGCAAGGGCAAAAGUUGGCUGAUGUGCCAAAAGAAAAGGAGCUGUCAGGCAAAGAGAAGAAGGAAUUAGCCAAAGCUCAGAAGAUUGCGAAGAGAGCGGCAGAGAAACAAAAACAGCAAGGUCAACCAGCGGUCGACUUAGUUGCGGGAUAUAAGGGAGACCUUCCAAAUGACUCAGGAAAAAAGGGCCCCUUGGGCCCAGCAACGCCUGCGAAGACCCAACACAAAAAGACGGGCUCUACCAGCGCAGGGGCGCAGUCUUCUUUGCCGCACCGACAAGCUCUAUCGCAUGCUGCACCGGCCGUUGCCGAGCCAGGAAAAGAGAACAAAAAUGUCGCCCUUUUCGAUCAUCUGUAUGGCCACCCCAGAAGAACCACGGUUGCAGGAGCGGGUAAAGAUGUUCACCCUGCUGUGCUAGCUCUAGGAAUACAGAUGAGGAACUACAUAGUAUGUGGGAGCAGUGCUCGAUGUGUUGCCAUGCUAUUAGUAUUCAAGAGGGUUAUUGAGUCGUACACGACUCCUCCCAGAAACUCGCUACCACGCCAUCUCACCAUACUUCUCUCGUCCCAGAUCGACUACCUUGUUUCUUGCCGCCCUAUCUCGAUAUCUAUGGGCAAUGCCAUACGAUGGCUGAAAGUGGAGAUUUCCAAUGUCGAUGUCAGUACCCCUGAGUCGCAGGCCAAGUCCGACCUUUGCGACUUGAUAGACACUUAUGUCCGAGAGAAAGUCACGGUAGCAGACCAGGUCAUCGCAAACAAGGCAAAUGACAAAAUAGAGGAUGGCGAUGUCAUCAUGACAUUUGCCAAGAGUAGCAUUGUUCAGCAAACCCUUGUAGAAGCCUUCCGGAGAGGCAAAAGGUUUCGAGUCAUCGUCGUUGAUUCGAGACCGUUACUCGAAGGCAAAAACCUAGCACGAGCUCUAGCAGACCUAGGCUUGGAAGUACAAUACUCCCUCACCCACGGUAUCAGCCAUGUUAUCAGAGACACAACCAAAGUGUUCUUAGGUGCUCAUGCCAUGAUGAGCACGGGGCUCUACUCUCGAGUCGGUACAGCACUUGUCGCUAUGAGCGCCAAAGAAGCCAACGUUCCCGUAAUCGUGUGCUGCGAAAGCGUCAAGCUUACAGAGAGAGUGGCCUUGGAUAGCUUCGUGCACAACGAGGUCGCCCCGGCUGAGGAACUGAUGAUCCAGGGCAAAACUUCUUCGCCAUUGUCCAAUUGGGUAGACGUACCAAAUUUGCAGCUCCUCAAUCUCAUGUACGAUCUCACGCCUGCAGAGUAUAUCAACAUGGUAGUCACGGAAUACGGCAUAAUACCUCCUAGCUCUGUACCGGUCAUUAUCCGUUUGAGCACAAACACUUGA
Letharia columbiana is the source of this 1509-nucleotide messenger RNA. RefSeq lists its product as uncharacterized. The record is from RefSeq and is a predicted model, not a curated record. Bases 1 to 1509 code for a protein of 502 amino acids. NCBI's taxonomy places the organism in Eukaryota, Fungi, Ascomycota, Lecanoromycetes, Lecanorales, Parmeliaceae. The transcript has 2 exons.